AUGUUUGGAGCAAGUGGUUCAGUUUCUGUGUCGGGCAAGAUGUCAUCUCCAGCCUAUCGAUCUCCAACUGCCGGGUCUACUGAAGUGACACCUUCCGCAACACCUGGAGAUGUUGCUACACAAGCAACGGAGCAGCCUACACAGGACCCUGCACCUGAAAGUAAACCAAAGAGGAAGGGCAGAGUAACUUCUAAAGUAUGGAAUGAUUUUGCUAGACUCAGUGAGGAAGUAGCAGAAUGUAAUCACUGUAAGAAGAAAAUGCAAGCCAAAACUCAAGGAAAUGGAACAUCUAAUAUGAGGACACACCUGACUAGAUGUCGUGAAAAUCUCAACAGGAAGAAAAAAGGACAGCAAAGCUUGGUGUUUACAAUACCAAAACCUGGGAAAUCUUCGCAACUACUUUCUCUUAGUUAUGACAAGGAAAUGUGUAGAAGGAAAUUGGCUGAGUUUGUGAUACAAGAUGUGCUACCUUUCAGAUAG
Molecule: messenger RNA, 480 nt
Organism: Papaver somniferum (opium poppy)
Lineage: Eukaryota; Viridiplantae; Streptophyta; Magnoliopsida; Ranunculales; Papaveraceae
Exons: 1
Coding region: 1-480 (159 amino acids)
Molecular function (GO): DNA binding
Source: RefSeq, a predicted model, not a curated record